AUGACUCGUCGGCCUUCGUUGCCACCCUCGCCGGCCUUUGUUGUCACCGACGAGGUGGCAACCACAGGCAAAUUUCGAAAAGAAAAUAUAAUGCUCAGUUCCGAACGGCGGCGGCGGCUCUCUCUCUAUCUCUCUCUCCGGCGUCGCAGAUUAGGCACCGCCGGUGAGGUUGAAGCCGAAUUCAGUAGCAGAAGGGUAGCACGGAAGGGCGAGAGGAUGUCGUCCAUGAAGGGAUUGGCCAAGGCGGAGCCUGUUUGGCUCAAGGCCAUGCAGCAGUCAGUCAAUUUUUAUCUGUUGUUUGCCCCUUUACCAUGUACUUUUCAUAAUGCUGUAAUGGCCUCCUUGAUGCUGGAAGUAGAGGGUACUUGCUUGUUCUGUGAAAGCCUCAAUCUUUGCCAAUCGGGUUGCUUCAGGGCACCACCUGCACUUUUCCCUCGUGCCGAUGAAAUCAAGCAGAUCGCUCUCCCUGAGGAUGUCUAUGUUAAAAAGUUUUUCCAGAAAUAUCUGGACUCAAAGCAUGAGGAUGCGAUCAAAAUAUGUGGUUUUGACCCCCCUUCAGCCUUUGUUUUCGGUCAAGGAGUCCUUGAGUUGAAGGAAAGUGGAGUUAGUGUGGAAGAGGCUAUGGCUGUAGCAGAUAUGGAAUACCGACUAGAGAAGAAGGCAAAGCAGCAAGCAUAUGCUUGACUGAAGCAGGUUGCGAAGUUUCAAGGCAGGAGACCUCCUCCUAAUCCUUACCCCAGUGCUAUCAAAGAGAUACAAGCAGAAGAGAGAAAGCAUGUUUGAGAUUGUUGCCAUAAUCCCGUAAUCCGCAAAAUAAUCUAGAAGAUGAAAGAAGAGAAGGCAGCUGAAGCUCCGUACAGAAUGGGAGGAGGUGGCUAUAGAGUUUGAAGUAGCUCAAAUUGAAAAGUUCUUGGCUUGCUUUUGGAGCCUCACAUCAUAAUGACAUUGUCACUCCUUUUCAAUAAGAGAGAAAACGUUGUCUUUGAAGAUCUGUUUGUCUUAGUCAAGCUUACACCACUUUAUUAUAUAUGAAAGCAUGUGCCAUGAUGGGAUUGGAUUUAAGAACAAGACCAGAUAGAAUUAUUAGGAUUUGGUAGAGGAACUGUUUUGAAUUAGAUAGCCUUCUUUAUGCUUGAAUCCCAUCUUCGCCGAUUUCACUAUUUGAAGAAAUGAUUCGGCUUUCACGGUAUUGAUCGGAAUGAUACCACGAGCGCUUUAGGGCAUUGCAACCGAUGUCUGUACAAGUGCAAUCUAUCUUGGCUCAAGGGAUGCUUCGUCUGUGCGCUCGAGGAACUUGUCAUGUGGAAAUGAGCAAGAAAAUCGAAAUGGAGGUCCUCUUUGGAAUUAAGUUGGCAGUUUGAUUGAGGAACUUUUCUUGCUAGAUGAGGUUGAUCAAUCGUUUGAUUGUGUUUGCUGAUUUUUUUGUCUUGUUCACUUGAGAUAUCUGCUGAUUCUGUGGUGGUUUCUGUCUUUGUUAGCUCCUGUAUUGCAAGGUAAGCAAAAAGAACAGACAUAAGACAAGGAGAAUGGUGCACAGGAUAUUCGGUUAGUUCCAUAGUAUAGGGCUCCUGUACCGGCUAAUAAGGCAUAGGAAGUGCAUUUUUCUAACAGAAAAAAUUAAAAAUUGGAAGGAUUGAGCGGAACGAAGUAACUUACCUAAAAGCAGAGGAAUUAUACCCUUUUGGGGUAACUGCUAAUGGCUACUCCAUGGGGCAGGCCUACCAAGGAAGGCCGUGCCUGCCCUAGGGGGCGGGGGGGUUGUGUAUUUUGUCAUGAUGUAGCAGCAUCACGGCAGGGACUUCCUUAAUGAUCAUCACGCACUCCUAAAAGUUCAAGAGUAGGCUUGAACUGCUCCCUGAUUCCCAUUAAUCGCUGCCAAAACUUACCUUUUAAUUCAACUUAAUGUAUCGACUUCACAGCUCCACCAUUUAUGCUUUGUUUGGGAAGGAAGAGAGGGACAGGAGAUGAGGGGUGGGUGAGGAUAGUGGGGUAAAAAUCUCAACUUUUGUGAGGAGGAGAGGGGGGAAAUUUGUAAUGUUCCUUGCAUUUUCCUCUCCUCCAUGUUUACGAAAUAGAGCAAGAAUUCAUGAAUGGUAUGUGGAAACUGAAGCUGAUAGAAAGACCACUUCCUUCAUUACCUUGGAAAUUUACAAUAUUUUGUUUCAGUUGACUUCCUUUAAGUGAAGCUCCGUUAAGUCUAUAAUUUGUUGAUGUGUAUAAUGCAGAGAAAAUAAGGGAGGGACUUUUCUCUGGUUAGCAAAAUAAUGCUUUAAGAAUAGGAGCCCUUUGGAAUUGGCUUUCAGUCAUAUGUUCUGCGUUCUGCCUUAAAGGCUGCUGAUGCUUUGCCUGUUGUUUGAUGCAGCCGCUCAUUGGUUUAAUUGCAGGAAAGUUUUGAAAGAAAUGGAUCGUUGAAAUUUUGGCGGCAUUUUGAGCCUUAUAUCAAUGUUUUGCUCCUCGAUAGCACAUCUCUUAUUCACGAUGAUGAAGUUCAGCAAGUAUUGUGCAACACACUGGAGGAGAUUUCUUCAGAAAAACAUUAUCAGGGGAAAUGCUUGUCGAUAUAGGUUCAUGCUUUGCAGUCAUUUGAGGGAGACAUCGCAGGGAAAACAUGAUGCAGAAGCAGAUCGGAUUUUUCUCUUUUCUAGGUAUCAAUUAACGGUCUCUUCAAUAGUUAUGGCAUCUCUUCCCCAAUGUUUUCCCGGUAUGUACAUGAGGAAUAACAAUAGAAGUCUAAUCUCAUCUUACACGGAGUGUGUUUUCUGUUCA
Messenger RNA from Eucalyptus grandis, 2766 nucleotides. RefSeq lists its product as uncharacterized. The transcript has 8 exons. The coding region runs from base 1 to 684 and encodes 227 amino acids. The record is from RefSeq and is a predicted model, not a curated record. Lineage: Eukaryota; Viridiplantae; Streptophyta; Magnoliopsida; Myrtales; Myrtaceae.